Molecule: messenger RNA, 1676 nt
Organism: Mixia osmundae IAM 14324
Lineage: Eukaryota; Fungi; Basidiomycota; Mixiomycetes; Mixiales; Mixiaceae
Product: glycoside hydrolase family 13 protein
Exons: 2
Coding region: 32-1564 (510 amino acids)
Biological process (GO): carbohydrate metabolic process
Molecular function (GO): hydrolase activity, hydrolyzing O-glycosyl compounds; calcium ion binding
Source: RefSeq, a predicted model, not a curated record
CGCGAUAGCACCGGGUCAGGCUCACGUCGAGAUGGCUUUCCAGGCCAACAAAGCCUACCGGCGGCGCUCAAAGGCCGACACCGACAAUGAGACGACGGAGAACUACACAAUGAUGCAAGCUUUCGACUGGCAUUCGCCCAAGGGACUCUGGAAACAGCUCGAGAGCCAAGUCGACAUGCUCGCCGACAUGGGUAUCACCGCCUUCUGGCUGCCACCGCCUACCAAGGGCUCCUCGCCAGAAGAUGUCGGCUAUGGCAUCUACGACCUCUGGGAUCUCGGCGAGUUUGACCAGAAGGGCAGCGUCGCAACAAAGUAUGGCACAAAGGAAGAGCUACAGAGUCUGAUCGCCAAGGCCAAGGAUGCAGGCAUUGUUUGCUAUUGUGACGCGGUGCUCAACCACCGACUGGGAGGCGACGAGACCGAGAAGUUUCUCGUCAAGGAAGUCGACCAGCAAGACCGCACAAAGGACAUCAGCGGCAAAUACGACAUCGAGGGUUGGACCGGCUUCAAUUUUGCCGGCCGGAGCGGCAAGCAUUCUGAGCUCAAGCUGAAGAGCUAUCACUUCAGCGGCGUCGACUUUGACAACGCGACGGGCAAGAAAGGCGUGUUCAGGAUCAUGGGUGACGGGAAGACCUGGGCAAAGGAUGUCUCGAACGAGCAGGGAAACUUUGACUACCUCAUGGGCGCGGAUCUCGAUGAGUCUCACCCCGAAGUACGAGAAGAUACGUUCAAUUGGGGAUGUUGGAUCAUCGACGAGUUCGGCUUUGCAGGCUUCCGUUUCGACGCAGUGAAGCAUAUCUCUCAAGCUUAUAUCCGAGACUUCAUCAAGGAAGUUCGUAAAAGAACAGGCAAGCCGGACUUGUUUGCUGUCGGCGAGUUGUGGGAAGAUAACACUCCCUAUCUCAAUAAGUACCUCGCCGAUCAAGGCCAGCAAUUCUCGCUCUUCGACACACCCCUGCACUACAACUUCAAGCAGGCAGACGACCAAGGAAGCAACUUUGACAUCCGCAAAGUCUUUGAUGAUUCCCUGUGUUCCACGAAUCCUACAGAUGCCGUCACGCUCGUCGACAAUCACGAUACUCAGAAAGGCCAGAGUCUGCAAAGCUGGAUCGGCGGACCUUUCAAACCGAUCAGCUAUGCACUCAUCCUGCUGCGAGAAGCCGGAUAUCCCUGUGUCUUUGCCGGCGACCUAUUCGGCAUCAAGACUGACGAAGAAGGUGCAGCUGCGGAGCCUGCAUCCGGUCUGGCAUCCUUCAUUCGUGCGCGAAAGCUUUUCGCUUUUGGCGAGCAGAGAGAUUACUGGGACCACGCUAAUUGCGUUGGUUGGGUGAGAGUAGGCGACAAAGAUCACGAUGGUUGUGCGGUGAUUGUGAGCAACGGUGACGAGGGCGAGAAACACAUGCAGACUUCAGGUCAAAAGGGAGAAGAAUGGACCGAUGUGCUCGGAUGGCAUCAGGGUACAGUCACGAUCGGCGACGAUGGAUGGGGUGACUUUCACUGUCCGGCGAGCAGCGUCUCCAUCUGGACGAAGAAGGACGCAAGAGGAAGAGAUACGUUCAAGUAGACACGCGUGACACGGAGCGACACGGCUAGAUUAUACACCACACUUUAGAUGCAUGCUGCUACAGAAGGGUGCGCUCUAGUCCAUCCGGGCUUUGAGCGUUCGCUUGGUGACU